AUGACAGCAAUGAUAGUACCAGACGAUUCAUUUAUUAGCGAUGACGAAGAGGAAUAUUGUCCAUUAUGUGUUGAAGAGAUGGAUAUUUCAGACAAGAACUUCAAACCAUGUCCGUGUGGAUACCAGAUAUGUCAGUUUUGUUACAACAAUAUUAGACUGAACCCGGAAUUGAAUGGACGAUGCCCUGGUUGUAGGAGAUUGUAUGACGACGAGAGUGUUGAAUACAAGACGAUUAGUCCGGAAGAGUACAAGAUCCAACAAGCAAAGAAGGAAAAGAGGGAACGUGAAAAGAAGCAGCGUGAAAAGGAAAAGAAGGAACUGGAUAUGGCCAACAAAAAACACUUGUCAGGAUUGAGAGUGGUGCAAAAAAAUUUGGUAUAUGUUACUGGGUUGAAUCCACCUUGUAGCCCAGAUGAAUUGCAUUCAGUUUUAAGGUCAGACAAGUAUUUUGGCCAAUAUGGAAAGAUCAACAAAAUUGUCAUCAAUAAAAAGAACCCCAACCCUCUGAAUUCGUCCACUCAUCACCAUCAAAAUCCUGGAUUGGUUGUAUACGUCACAUUUGCCAAAAAGGAAGAUGCGUUGAACUGUAUAACUGAGCUUGACGGAUCUUUGUGUGAUGGAAGAGUAUUGAGAGCAGCACAUGGUACCACAAAGUAUUGUUCAUCAUACUUGCGUGGUCAUCCAUGUCCAAAUCCAAAUUGUAUGUUUUUGCAUGAACCUGGAGAAGAAGCAGACUCAUUCACUAGAAAGGACUUGUCAACACAACAAGGUAUAAAGAUGGGUAUGACGUCUAGAGCACAUACCACAUCAUUUGGAGAAGAUACUUAUAUUCCUAAUCAUCAGCUCAGCCAAAUGACCGAUGAGGAUUUACAACAAUACCAACAUCAACAUCAACAACAACAACAACAACAUGGCCAUCAAGGUAGCCACCAUGUGUCCAAUCAACAUUUCCAUAACGACUUGAGCAAGGAGCAUUUACCUGUCACUGCCCAUUGGGCCAAUGCUAAUGGACAAGUUUCUGGACAAAGCUCACCAAGUGUCAACAACAAUGUCCCCUUGGCUAACGCAGCUGCAUUUCCAACAUUGGGUGAGAUUGCUCGCGAGAAGCAACAGCAACAGCAACAGCAGCGCAGGGAGCCCAAAUCGAGGGUCUCAAGUACAAAAUUAUCCAAAAUCAACAGCUCUACACCAGUUGAUGAUGUUGAUUUGAAUGAUGAUUCGGUUAUUCCAUUCAUUGAACUGAUUGUAGCCGAAGUCAAAUCGUUGGAUGAAAUCAAAAAUGUCAAAUUCAAGUCGUUUGGCGACGCGGAUAAACCGUUGCCAUUAUUUGCAUUUGGGGGAGGUUUUACUGACUCGACUACCACCAAGCCAGAAGAUGAAAAGGUAUUGGCGCGUCAAGUUAUAGAAAAGUAUUUAUUGAGGCCAGUUAAAAACUAUCAUUUGGCAUAUCCUAACCAUCCAAUCAUGCAACAACAAGCAUUAUUACAACGCCAACAGCAGCAACAACAACAACAACAACAGUCACAACCACAGCAACAAGGUACUUCCGGUAUGCUGUACACUCAAUUGCAAGACAAGACUGUCGAUCAGCACUUGUUGGCUCGUCAAUUGCAACAGCAACAGUUACAGCAAUUACAACAACAACAACAACAACAACAGCAGCAGCAGCAGUUGAAUCAGUUGAACAUGGUCAAAACUGGUGAUCGUGUCAAUACUUCGACCCCACCACCUCCUGGAUUGUUUGCAGGUAGAACACCAACCACGCAAAACGAUGUUCCCUUGGUUGGUGCUGGUGCUCCGCAACGCACUUCGUCGCAGUUGUUGACGCAAUUAAUGAGCAAGAAAUGA
Molecule: messenger RNA, 1848 nt
Organism: Lodderomyces theae
Lineage: Eukaryota; Fungi; Ascomycota; Pichiomycetes; Serinales; Debaryomycetaceae
Gene: NOT4
Product: CCR4-NOT core ubiquitin-protein ligase subunit
Exons: 2
Coding region: 1-1848 (615 amino acids)
Biological process (GO): protein ubiquitination
Cellular component (GO): CCR4-NOT complex
Molecular function (GO): ubiquitin-protein transferase activity; metal ion binding; RNA binding
Source: RefSeq, a predicted model, not a curated record